Molecule: messenger RNA, 1424 nt
Organism: Gavia stellata (red-throated loon)
Lineage: Eukaryota; Metazoa; Chordata; Aves; Gaviiformes; Gaviidae
Gene: NOCT
Product: nocturnin
Exons: 3
Coding region: 1-1290 (429 amino acids)
Biological process (GO): circadian rhythm
Molecular function (GO): poly(A)-specific ribonuclease activity
Source: RefSeq, a predicted model, not a curated record
AUGUACCAGAGCCCCGCGCGCUGCCUCUGCUCGGCGCUGCCCGCCCUCUGCUGCGCCCCCGCCGCCGCCCCGGCCUCCCUCCUGCCGCCGCGGCCCCGCGCCCCCCCGCCGCCCCUCGGCCCCGCCGCCCCGCGGGCAGCAGCAGCGGGCGGCCCGCCCGCCCCGGGGGCGCCGCCCCGCACAGUGUGUUCCAUGGGAAACAGCACCAGCCGGCUCUACAGCGCGCUCGCCAAGACGCUGAGCAGCAGUGCUGUGUCCCAGCACCAGGACUGCCUGGAGCAGCCAGACUCGGCACAGCUGGAUCCUAUAGACCCCAAGGAUCUGCUGGAGGAAUGUCAGAUCGUCCUGCAGAAACGGCCACCCCGGUUUCAGAGGGACUUUGUGGACCUGAAGAAAAAUGCUGCCAGUAACCACCGCCCCAUUCGGGUCAUGCAGUGGAACAUCCUUGCCCAAGCUCUCGGAGAAGGCAAAGACAACUUUGUUCAAUGCCCCAUGGAAGCUCUGAAAUGGGAAGAGAGGAAGUGCCUCAUCCUGGAGGAGAUCCUUGCAUACAAGCCUGACAUCUUGUGCCUGCAAGAAGUCGACCACUACUUUGACACCUUUGAGCCACUCCUCAGCCGACUCGGCUACCAGUGUACUUUCUUCCCGAAGCCGUGGUCCCCGUGCCUGGAUGUGGAGCGGAACAACGGGCCGGAUGGCUGCGCCUUGUUUUUCCUCAAAGACCGCUUUGAGCUCAUCAACAGUGCUAACAUCCGGCUAACCGCCAUGAAGCUGAAGACCAACCAAGUGGCCAUAGCUCAGACUCUGAAGUGCUACGAAACUGGAAGACUGUUCUGCAUUGCCGUCACUCACCUGAAGGCCCGCACUGGCUGGGAGAGGUUUCGGUCCGCGCAAGGCUGUGAUCUUCUCCAGAACCUGAAGAGUAUUACCCAAGGCGCGAAGAUCCCUCUGAUCAUCUGCGGAGACUUCAAUGCAGAGCCAACUGAGGAGGUCUACAGAGAAUUUUCCAACUCUAGCCUCAACUUAAACAGUGCGUACAAGCUGUUGAGCCCUGACGGACAGUCAGAGCCCCCAUACACCACCUGGAAGAUCCGGCCCUCGGGAGAGUGCCGGCACACGCUGGAUUAUAUCUGGUAUUCCCAGCAUGCCUUGAAUGUGAACUCAGCCCUGGGCUUGCUGACUGAAGAGCAAAUUGGGCCCAACAGGCUGCCAUCAUUCAAUUACCCUUCCGAUCACCUCUCUCUGGUGUGUGACUUUAGUUUUAAUCAAGACCCCGACAGACUGCUGUAAUGUGUUGGAAAGCCACGUGGUAUUGCAGUGUCUUAACUCGCCACUACUUUAUUUUGGAGAAAACUUUUGAAGCUGGAAGCUAUUGAAGGAUGAGGAAAUACUGUUGACUAAACAUUAUUUCGGGCACUUGUUUG